Molecule: messenger RNA, 3172 nt
Organism: Glossina fuscipes
Lineage: Eukaryota; Metazoa; Arthropoda; Insecta; Diptera; Glossinidae
Gene: Miro
Product: mitochondrial Rho GTPase
Exons: 8
Coding region: 435-2402 (655 amino acids)
Biological process (GO): small GTPase-mediated signal transduction; mitochondrion organization
Cellular component (GO): mitochondrial outer membrane
Molecular function (GO): GTP binding; GTPase activity; calcium ion binding
Source: RefSeq, a predicted model, not a curated record
AUCAUUUAUGAGAAAAUUAAGUAACUUUUCAAAAUAUCUACGUGAGUUUACUCGUCGCUUUCUAUGCGCUCAACGUAAAUGUCAAGCAAGAAAAUAUUUUUAUCGGUUUCCAGCCUUUUCAAAGAUUUAUUUGGCAAUACUGAAAACUUCAAGUGAUAAUGUGGGAACCGUCAAAAUGAAGACAUAUUUUCUAACUAAAACAGAAAAAAAGUGUGCUGCUGAUCUUUUUGCUUUCUAACAAAAAAAAAAACGGUGAAAAGUUUAUAUAAUUAUAUCAACACACAAAUAGUACUCCUAGACAUUUCAAGCCAUGUUUUUAUAAAGCCUGCACCGCGAGACACAAAAGUUAAUCUUGAUCAUAAAACAAGUUAGAAAAAUCUAUAAAUUUAUUUUGAAGAAAAUUAUUGAAUUAUAAAAAAUAAAUCUGAGCAAUAAUGGUUGCUUUCGGUUCUACGCAACGUAAAAAUGUGCGUAUAUUACUUGUUGGCGAUCAAGGAGUUGGCAAAACAUCACUUAUAUUAUCUCUAGUUAGUGAGGAAUUUCCUGAAGACGUGCCGCCAAAGGCAGAAGAGAUUACCAUACCAGCCAACGUUACUCCCGAACAAGUGCCCACCAAUAUUGUGGAUUAUUCUAGUACUGAGCAAUCUGAUGAUAUUCUUAAAGAAGAAAUUGUUAAAGCCCAUGUGAUUUGCAUAGUUUAUGCAAUAGACGAUGAGGAUUCAUUGGAAAGGAUUACCACCCAUUGGCUACCACGUAUACGCGGUGCAGUGGGAGAAGAUCAGCCGCAGAAACCCGUUGUUUUGGUUGGCAAUAAAGUUGAUUUGGUGGAUUAUUCAACUAUCAACACUGUCCUCGGUAUCAUGGAAAGGUUUUCCGAAGUUGAAAGCUGCGUAGAAUGUUCGGCGAAAACUUUACAUAAUAUAUCUGAAAUGUUUUACUAUGCACAAAAGGCAGUAUUGCAUCCCACAUCCCCGUUAUAUAUAAUGGAAGAGCAGGACUUAACUCCUGCCUGUAAGAAAUCUUUAGUGCGCAUAUUUAAAAUAUGUGAUAUUGACGGAGACAAUUUGCUCAAUGAUUAUGAGCUCAACCUCUUCCAAAGACGUUGCUUCAAUACUCCACUCCAACCGCAAAUAUUGGAUGAAGUCAAAGCUGUUAUUCAAAAAAAUAUUCCCGAAGGCAUUUACAACGAUUCCGUAACACUUAAAGGUUUUCUCUUCUUGCACUGCCUAUUCAUACAGAGAGGUCGCAAUGAGACAACAUGGGCUGUUCUAAGACGUUUCGGCUAUAAUGAGCAGUUGGAAAUGUGCAAAGAUUAUUUAAGGCCUUCACUCAAAAUACCGCCUGGCAGCAGUACAGAAUUAUCACAUCGAGGUCAACAAUUUUUGGUGGCACUAUUUGAACGCUAUGACAAAGAUGUCGAUGGCGCUUUAUCACCGGAAGAGCAUCGAAUGAUAUUUAGCACAUGCCCCUCCACUCCGUGGUCAUAUUCGACAGAUAUACGAAAAUCCUGUCCCGUCAAUGAAAAUGGUUGGGUUACUUUACAUGGUUGGUUAUGCCGUUGGACCUUAAUGACGUUAUUGGAUGUUACAAAAACUAUGGAAUACUUAGCUUAUUUGGGUUUUAAUGUGCAUGAAAAUGACACACAAUUGGCGGCAAUCCACGUAACACGAGAGAGACGUAUUGAUUUAGCCAAACGGCAAAGUAGUCGUUCGGUAUAUAUAUGCCAUGCAAUCGGUCCAAAAGGAUCUGGCAAAACAGGAUUAUGUAGAGGUUUUCUCUUGGAUGACAUGCGCUCACUUAUUGGCAAAGAAUUCAAAACCAAUGUUAACUACUGUGUCAACACUGUUCAAGUUUAUGGACAAGAAAAGCAUUUAAUAUUACGGGAUAUUGAUGUCAAACAUGCCCUCGAUCCAUUGCAACCGCAGGAGGUAAAUUGUGAUGUUGCUUGUUUAGUUUACGAUACUUCCAAUCCGCGUUCGUUUGAAUAUAUUGCACGCAUUUAUAUAAAAUACUAUGCGGAAAGUAAAAUUCCAGUUAUGGUUGUUGGCACCAAGGCUGACCUCGAUGAGCGACGUCAAGAUUAUUUGCUCCAGCCAGCUGAAUUUUGUCAAAAGUACAAAUUACUGCCGCCACAUUUUUUUUCACUCAAAGCAAAUAAAAAGGAAUUAUACGUUAAACUGGCUACCAUGGCGGCUUUUCCACGUUUUCAAGCCGCCUGGAUAUUGUUUUAUAAGCACAGGUUGGUACAGCUGUGGGAAACGGCACAUUUACGUCAAUUUGGACUUAUGAGCGACGAUCCAACAAUUUGGUGGAAAGCUGGCCUGGGAGUGGCUGCCGCUACCGUUCUUGGGUUUGUGGUCUUACGUACUAUCCAGGGCGUAAGUAGUUCGUCGCACUUCUAACUGUUGUCGACAGCUAAUCACAUAUGUAAAUAUAAUAUUUUUGGAGUAUAAAGCAAUUUUGGAAAUUAAAUGAAUGCUGCAACAAUGUAUCCUUUGCUGUCCCACAGCUAUUAAAUUAUUAUUCUGCAUAAAACUAUUCAUAAAUAUACAAAUAUUCAUACAUUAUAUAUUAUAUAUAUACAUAUAUUUUUAUAUACUAAAUGUAACAAUAAUCUCUAAACUAUAUCAGCACGUAAUUAGAUGUAAAUAAUUAAUAAUUGCUUUGUUAAUUAAAAAAAAAAAAAAGAUCGAUAAUCCUUUAGUCAAAAAUUUUUCGUUUAGGUAAUACUUAUAAUUGGAGUUAACUUCAAAAAAUAAUACCAAUGAUUUAUUAUUUUAGUAAAAAGAAAAAAAAAAACACUAUUUAUUCCUACGUAUAUUUUUUUUCUAUUUCGCAUUAUAAUAAAAAGGAAACGUAAUACUUCCGGAUAUGGAUUUUCUUAUUGUUUAACGUUAUUAUUGAAAAGAAAAAAAGAAUAUAUUCAUUGUAACUUUUAAAUAAAUGAUAAAUAAGACACUUUUACUUUUAGAAAACUCUCACAUUUAUUGGAGCAUAAUUGCAGUCGCUGGGUUUAAGAGAAGAAAAGAAAAUGUCAAGAGAAGAAGAGCUCGUCGUCCAGAUUGGUAUCGUUACGCAGGCGAACACUGUGAUUUAAUAUAUUUGUGUCGAAAAACUAUAAUGUGAAUAUUUACCAAUGCCAGAAGGACAUGCUAACUACUUCAAUUAAGUC